Messenger RNA from Paramecium tetraurelia, 1012 nucleotides. RefSeq lists its product as uncharacterized. NCBI's taxonomy places the organism in Eukaryota, Ciliophora, Oligohymenophorea, Peniculida, Parameciidae. The transcript is spliced from 2 exons. Gene Ontology annotation, molecular function: cysteine-type endopeptidase activity. The record is from RefSeq and is a predicted model, not a curated record. Gene Ontology annotation, cellular component: lysosome.
AUGGAAAAAGCUAUUCUAACAUUGGGCCUUGCUUUACUGCUAGGUACUCUAUACAAUUUGAAUUAAUCUCCUUCUGUUGAUUUGAAGCUGAAGUAUAAUGAAUAUAAAUUGACUUACAAUAAACAAUACACUGCUGCAGAAGAUUAAUAUAGAUUUUAAGUUUAUUUGAAAACCUUAGAAGAAGUCGCACUCAAGAAUGCCAGAUUGGGUAGAUAAGUCUAUGGUGAAACCUAAUUUGCUGAUAUUACUGAUGAAGAAUUCAGAGAACAAUAUUUGACAUUAAAAUAUUCCCCAGAAGAGUAUGCAAAUGUACCAAGAGAGUCAUUCUCACAUAUUACAGCUGAUCCAAAAGAAGUUGAUUGGAGAAAUCUUGGAGCAGUUACUCCAGUCAAGAAUCAACUUAAGUGCGGAUCAUGUUGGACAUUCAGCACAACCGGUGUUUUGGAAGGAUUUUUCAAAGUUACAACAGGUGAUUUGCCUUCAUUAUCUGAAUAAUAAUUGAUAGAUUGUUCAACCACAGUUGACUUAAACUUCGGUUGUAAUGGUGGUAUGCCAUAAAGAGCUUUGAAUUUUGUUAAAAGAAAUGGUUUAACAACAGGAGAUAAAUAUCCAUAUUAAGGAGUAUAAGGGGAACAAUGUUUAGUGAAAGGAGGAUUAUACAAAGUCAAUGGAUCUAAAGUAUUAGAUAUAUCAGAGUGGGCAUUGUAUCAAGCAUUGUAAGUUUAACCAGUGUCUAUUGGUGUUGAUGCAGGAACAUGGAAGAAUUAUAAACCAGCUGAAAGAGAGGUCUUUAAUUUUGAUGAAUGUGGAGACAAUUUAAACCAUGCAGUCUUGGCUGUUGGUUUUACUCCAACUGCUACAAUAGUAAAGAAUUCUUGGGCUAACACAUGGGGUUCUUCAGGUUACAUUUAUCUUGAAAGAGGUAAAAAUACUUGUGGACUUUGGAAUACCAUGGUUGUUCCAAUUUGAUUAAUAUUAUAUAAUAAUCAUUGAUGUCCAAUUCAUUAUUGUA